GUGGGUCAGCUGUGAGGGACACGAGCGCAGUGCAAACGGCUCUCACGAGUCUAAUUUGGGAAAAACAUGGUCAGGAUUUAGUUGUGAUUGUCUUAUACACUCAGUUUAAAAGUGGCAAAGUCGAGUUUACUGCUAAUUUGAAUAUUUUUAAACUUCUUUACGCUCGGAUGGUGGUGUUUUGAUCCGGAGCAGGUGAAUUCAUCGACAGCCCCACAACCUCGAGGUCUAUCUCCAUCCAUCCAUCCAUCUGAACCAUGUCGACCAACUCCACUGUCCCGCGGGGCUGUGGCUCCAACGUGGACUCUCUCUACUACAAUCUGUGCAACCUGAACGCAGUCUGGGGCAUAGUCGUCGAAGCUUUCUCUGCUGCCGGGAUCGUUGUUUCCAUUGUUUUGUUUAUUUCCCUUCUUGCUAGCAUCCCUUUCAUCCAAGACAAGAACCGGCGUAGCUCCAUAGUGCUCCAAGGCUUCUUUUUGGUGGCAACAUUAGGACUAUUUGGUCUAACUUUUGCUUUCAUCGUCGGGAAAGACUUUGCGACUUGUGCGUCAAGGAGGUUCCUAUUUGGCGUCUUUUUCGCUGGAUGUUUCGCUUGUUUGCUAAUGCAGGGCGUGAGGUUGAAUUUUCUUGUACGACGCAAUUCGGGUCCGCCAUCUUGGGUGCUGUGUUUAGGUAUGCUAGGUCUAUGGCUAGUCGAAGCUAUCAUCAACACAGAAUGGCUAAUAAUCACAAUUGUUCGUAGCCCGUUGGCGGCGCUAAACGGAACAGAAAUUGGGCUAGCGACUGCAACGCCAUGCAACAUUGCGAACGAAGAUUUUGUGAUGGCAUUGAUCUACGUUAUGACGCUAAUGUUGGCGUCUUUUGUGGCAAGUUUGGUGAUAAUGUGCGGUAAACAUAACCAAUGGAAGCUGGAAGGUGCGAGUAUCCUGAUUGCAACCCUGCUAUCAGUGUUCAUUUGGAUUGCAUGGAUCGUUAUGUACGUUUUUGGCAAUGAAAGAACUGGAGGACCGACUUGGGACGAUCCAACUUUAGCCAUAGCGCUGGUGGCUAAUGCGUGGGUAUUUUUGAUAGUCCACACCGUCCCUGAAAUUUGCUGUUAUAGCGAUGAAGAGGAGGAGGAGCAAGGAUUCGGACAGGAGCUGUAUCCGAGCAGAGCAGUGGGUUACGAGACCAUCCUGAAGGAACAGAGCUCUCAAAAUCUGUUUCUGGAGAACAAGGCCUUCUCCAUGGAUGAACCCAGUCAUGCGCCCAAACCGGUGUCUCCUUACAGUGGCUACACAGGACAGCUGCGGGCUUCGGUCUACCAGCCAACAGAACUGGCCCUCAUCGCCAAGUCAUCAGCAAACCGCCCCCAAGAGGUUCCUUAUGACUCCGCUAUUCCCCGAGCCACAGUGCCCUCUGCAGGCAGCAGCGCACAGAGCACUCCCUCCACUCGGGCGGAUAUCAACGGGACCACCACAGCCCAUACACACACCAAUGGCACCAGUGGAAAUGGUCUACACAGGACGACCCAGUGGAUUCUAAGCUCUGAAGGUGAAACUACUGCUAAGACUUAUUAUUCAUUCCCACAUGGAAAGUUGGUAAAAUGAUGGACAAAUGAAAAGUUGACGACGCUGAAGAAAACGGUUGUUACAUGAAGAGAAGUCAAUAUUUGUUUUGUUAUAAUUGUAAUAUAGGAGACUACGGUGGCCCCUCGUAGUCUAAUUUACUCCCACAAAUUCAAAAAAACAUGCAGACCACAGUUUUGUACAGCAAAUAAUACAUUCGAUUUCAAUGGUCUCAAUGUAUGCAUCCUCUAGGGCAGGGGUGUCCAAACUGAAACAUAUUUGAAGCGGAGGGACACAUACAAGUGUUGAUACAUGGAGUCAAAUGCUGCAUUUAACACAGGUUUUACAGAGACAUUGUACUUUUAAUGAGACUUAAGGAAGAUUAUUUUUACAUCUGUCAUAAUGCAAUGUGAUGUUAUUCAGGUUAUAGAGGUAGAAUGUCUUCAGUUUGGAAUAAAAAAUACUUCCUGAUCAAUUGGACAAGUGUAGGGGGAGGCAUGAGGGCCAACAAAAAUUAGUCUGAGGGCCGCAUUUGGCCCCUGGGCCAUAGUUUGGACAGACCUGCUCUAGGGGCAUUUUUGCUUCUUGUAUUAUCAUUAACAUGUAAAAAUAACCAAUUGUAUAGUUCGCAAAAUUGUAUAAAGUUAAAUUAUUAAACCAGUGAACACACAAGGAAAAACUUUGAAUGACAAGGAACAGGGAAAAAUGUAACCAGGACUUUCCCUAAUCACAUUAUUAAAAGUAUUUUAAAGGUAUGUAAAUAUUGUGUUGGAGGCUACCUGCUGGUUUCCAUGGAGAUGUUCUUACUUUACAAGAAUCGGUCAAACAUCUAUAUAGUGCUUUUCCGUCUUCAAGACACUCAAAGCGCUUGACACCCAUGAACCAGUCACCCUUUCACACACACAUUCAUACACACGUGUACACAGACACUGGGGGUGAGGUGGAUGAAGUGUCUUGCCCAAGGACACAACAACAGCAUUUAUCUGUGGGAUCUUUUGAUCAGUGGACAAACACUACCAACUGAGCUACUGUUGCACUAUAUUGUGUCACAGUAGGGCAUUAAACAUCUAUCGACAUGGACAAGCAGGUGACGCUACUAGGCAAAGUUACAGGUCAGAUCUGUGGAGACUUGGAUCACAGUAAGAAAGCUUGAACUUUUUUCAGCAGUAAAAACACAUGUCAUUGGAAAAAAAUGCAAGAAAAAAAUGCCAAGCAACAGCAUCUCCAUGGAGACAAGCAGGUAUAGCAGACCUUCAGAAAAGUUACAUAGUGCACCUUUAAAUCUAAUGCUCUAAUUGUGCCAAUAUUAGUGUUUUGUUUGUAAUGUUAUAGUCGCCUUCUGAUUACUUUAAGAGUGAACAUUGAAAGAAAAGUUAAGAUGAGCUAAAAUUAUAAUUAUAACGACAAUGGGAUUAUGUUGUGAAGAAGGAACUGCCUCCACACAGACUGUAAAGAGACUGAAACAACAAAACACACAUGAGCGGUGGGUUCAGAUCAAACUGAGGCUGUAUUUGAGUUUCAAAGGGAUGCAAUGUCUAUACUGUCCCAUUAAAUGUCAUUAUUUAUCAAACGAGGGGCAAACUUUUAUAUUUGAGGUUGUAAUGCACUGUUUUGUCCCAUGUAGACCCUUUUUGUCCCCCGUCGACUCUCUUUGUCCCCCUGUAGACCCUCUUGCCCCCCUGUAGACCCGGGCCUCUGACAUAUUUUUAUUUGUACAUAUUUUUCAGAACUGUCUUGUAAAUAUUUCCUGAAUGCAUGUAUUUAAACACCAUUGUUAUUGACUAUCUACCAAUCAAACUAGACCAACUUUUAGUAUUUAAGGUUUAGGGUCUGGUGUCUGGAGGAGGCUUUUUAUGAUUGCACUUGAGAAAAUGCAAAAAAAUAAAGACAAUAAACAAUUGUCAAUUGC
Molecule: messenger RNA, 3453 nt
Organism: Periophthalmus magnuspinnatus
Lineage: Eukaryota; Metazoa; Chordata; Actinopteri; Gobiiformes; Gobiidae
Gene: gprc5c
Product: G protein-coupled receptor, class C, group 5, member C
Exons: 6
Coding region: 255-1586 (443 amino acids)
Biological process (GO): visual perception; G protein-coupled receptor signaling pathway
Cellular component (GO): intracellular membrane-bounded organelle; extracellular exosome; signaling receptor complex
Molecular function (GO): G protein-coupled receptor activity; sevenless binding; protein kinase activator activity
Source: RefSeq, a predicted model, not a curated record